AAUCUUUGGUUUCCAUAAAAAAAGAGCAGAUCAGUAAACUUCUCAAUGAGCGUUCCGAAAAGAAUAAACAAAUUAAUAAUUUGUGUGACGAAAUUACAAAUUUUCGCGGAGAAAUACUUGAAUUAGAAAGGAACUUUAAUUACAACAGCAGCCCGGAAAAAUUGAUUUCUUUUAAUAAAAAAUUAAAGGAUUUUGAAACUCGUUUGAAUGUUAAAAGAAACGAUGUAGAGUCAAUUAUAAGAAAAGAUAUGCGUCAUUAUAAUAUAAUGGGAAUUCGGCAAAAUCUUAGUCGAUUCCGUUCUUAUUCAGUGAGCAGAAUUGAUAAUGUGGAAAGAUAUUUGGUCAACAAGCUCCGAACUUAAAAAACAAGUCAAAAAACUAUUAUUAAAGCAUGAACAAAUUCAGAAAUUGGAUAAUUUUUCCAUAGAAGAAUGGGUAGGUAAUUUAAAAAAUUGUAUGAGCAAACAAAAAGUCACUUUUACUGAUUUGUUUAAAAUGAUUGAUAAAAAUUGUGAUGGUGUUAUUGAUUUAAAUGAUUUUGUGUCGGAGAUUCUUCAUCUUUAUCCGUCUUUGACUAGCGUGAGUGAUCUUGAAAGAAUUUGGUCGUUAAUGAAAUAUCAACCAAAAAGUGGAGUAAAAUUGAAUACAUUUGUUGAGGGUUUCAAAAUUUUAUCAGAAACGUUUGGCAAUUCAAAUAUUAGGCGACUUGUUAGAAUCACGCCCAGUUCAGCAAUGAUUCGUGUUGGUGGUGGGUGGUUAACUCUUGAGGAAUUUCUUCAGAGAUAUGAUCCUUGUCGAUGUAAUAUUAAUUUAUAUUUCCUAGAAGAGAUAAUGGGUCUAAGCAUGAGUAAGAAAUACGAAAAGUUUUAUCUCAUGUUAAUUUAUUGUAGAGAAAUCACUAUUACUCUGAUAGGAAAUGCAAAUGCAGGAAAAACAAUACUGUCAAAAAGAAUUAAGGGAGACAAAUUUAGUAAAACUGUUCCAACAAUUGGAAUCCAACGAUUAAAUUUUGUUAGUGACAAAGUUCUUAUUAAUAUAAACGACAUUGGUGGGAAUUCCUCAAUCAUGAAAAUAUGGGAAAAUUAUUAUCCCGAGUCAUUUGGAAUUAUUUAUGUAAUUGAUUCAGAAGAUAGAAAAGUAUUUGAAAAUUCAAUUCUACAGUUAAAAAACAUUUUAAAUCACUCUCAUGUCGUUGAUAAGCCAAUUUUAAUAGUACUUAAUAAAUGUGAGCUGGAUCAUUGUCUUUGUUCUGAAGAAGUGGAAACUUUGAUAAAUAUUAAUGAAUACAAAAAUAUUUUCAUGACUGAAUGUUCCUGUUCAGUAAAUAAUAAUCAUCCUCUGUAUAAAUUAUUGUUAAAAAAUUUUAAAAUUUUUAUAAAUGAAAUAUCAUCAAAUUAUGAAAUUCUUUUAAAAAGAAUCAACGUCGAUAAACAAUCUUUAAAAACAGAUGUUGAGACUAAAAUUGAAAACAACGAACUGAAGGACCAAGUUAUACUUGGUGAUGUCCCUGUAACUUUCAUAAGGCGUAGUACACUUUUUGAAACGGUUAAAAAAGCUGAAAAUUUAAAUGAUCCAGUGAACACGAGUAUUCCUGAACAACAUGAUGAAAAAAUUGAAAAAAAAGUAACAAUUGCCGAAAUUGAUGAGGAUAUUGCCGAAAAUAAUGAUAAAUAUAUUGACGAUGGAGUAGACUACGAUAUUUAUUUUUAUUUAUUUAAUGACCAAAAGACCAGGCCCCCUGAACAAGGCUAUCUGCUACUUCUCGAAGAAAAUUUCGAAGCAAGAGCAAUGGCUAUAUCAAAGCACCAAACUUAUACUGCUAUUUGUCGUAGGAGGUCUGCCUUGGCAAAGGAAAGAAAUCGCCUUAAGAAAUCAAACCAAAUGACUUCGGAUCUAAUGAUCCGUGUCAGAACAUUGAAUACCAUAUUAAAGGCUAGAGAACACAGAUAUAAGUGUUUUGAGCAGAAUUCCAGAUUACCGGCAAAUGUCGCGACAAAACCGAUCAGCCGCUCGGUGUGA
Messenger RNA from Octopus sinensis (East Asian common octopus), 2019 nucleotides. RefSeq lists its product as uncharacterized. NCBI's taxonomy places the organism in Eukaryota, Metazoa, Mollusca, Cephalopoda, Octopoda, Octopodidae. The record is from RefSeq and is a predicted model, not a curated record. Bases 325 to 2019 code for a protein of 564 amino acids. The transcript is spliced from 11 exons. Gene Ontology annotation, cellular component: non-motile cilium; ciliary membrane. Gene Ontology annotation, molecular function: microtubule binding; calcium ion binding; GTP binding. Gene Ontology annotation, biological process: receptor localization to non-motile cilium; non-motile cilium assembly.